CCAAAUGAAAUAAAAUGGCAAUUGAUGAUGGCAUCCUCACAUCGGCGAGCUGGUAAUUAUCAAAAAGCACUGGAACUUUACAAAAAUAUCCACAAAAAGUUCCCAGCAAAUAUAGACUGCCUGAAAUUUCUGGUUCGUAUCACUACCGAUCUCGGUAUGCCAGAAGCUAAGGAGUACGUAGAUAAGCUGAGUAAAGCCGAACGUGUACGUCAACUAAAAAUGCAACGGGAAUCAGACAGCAGUCAGGGUAAACGCCACAGUGCUCAGUCGUCGUCUCAUAGUUUACCUCAAGGAGGAUCAGGUGAACGGCCCACAUCAUUGAACAGUCUACGAAUGUCAAGUGCUAAGUUCACCUUCGAGGAUCAGCCGUUCACCGUUGCUCCGAGAGACAUGAAGUCAGCUGACCUCUCCUACACUGACCCAGUGGGAUCUGGACCAGCUCGACCGAAAACUGGACAACGGCGAAUGAAAACCGACGAUUCAUUCGAGGAGCUUGACGAUUCCCUACUCCCUCAGUGA
Molecule: messenger RNA, 519 nt
Organism: Haemonchus placei
Lineage: Eukaryota; Metazoa; Nematoda; Chromadorea; Rhabditida; Trichostrongylidae
Source: the annotation of a GenBank genome assembly